UGUCCAUUAAAUAUAUUUCCCUGGAGUCGGCGAAUCAAGAACAAGAACAAGAACAGGAACAAGAACAAGGCAAACCCAUUGGAUGUCAGUUGCAGCUCACAAGCCGAGAAAUGCGGCUAACUGUUUGUCUUCUGUUCAGUUUGGCGUUGCUGCUGCCGCUGCCGCAAUGUCACGCGACACUGGUGAUGCAGAUGGAGACAACCUCAAGGUUGAAGUCGCUGUCGCUGGCAAUGGCCCAGGUGCUGCAACAGUCGGAGAUGUCGCACAGCCAGACGCUUUACGUUCACUUGAAGUACAGCUCGCUGACGGCUCGGUCGCCGCUGCUGGAGCUGUUGGGUGGCGUGUUGAUGGCAUUGCCAGCCGCAGCGCCGCAACCGCGCUACCUGUUCCAGCAGAGGGUCCUGUCGUACAGGCCGUAUAGGCAUGCUGUGCUGUUGCUGGUGGAGGAUCUGCGUGCACUGCAGCGCCUCUACGAACAGCUGGGCGCAACGAGCGAUUUGUCCUAUACGCUCAUCUAUAUGCUGGAUCCGCAGCCGGAGCUGGUCAUGAAGCUGCUGUGGAACCGCAGCGUGCUGAAAGCAGGCCUGCUGGUGUUCGACGGACAGGACCUGCUGCUGCUCAGCUAUUUUCCGUACAGUGCGAAUCACGGCUGUCGGCGUGUCCGUGCCAGUGUUGUGAAUCGAUUUGACGGCAAGCUGGGUGCUUGGGAGCUCGACGAAUAUUUCCCAGCCAAGCUGGACAACUUCUUUGGCUGCACUUUGACCUGCGCCACGUGGCCGGACAUGCCGUAUUUGGUGAGACGCGAUGAUGGCACCUUCCUGGGCAUCGAGGGCGAACUGCUGCAGUUCAUGGCCGAUAAUUUGAACUUUUCCGUCGGCCUCUACUGGCUGAACGAGUCGCAAGUGCGUGAGACUUUCGAUGAGUCCGGCUGGGUGUUCGAGAAGAUCUUUAGUAAAGCGGAAUAUGCUCUGGGUGGCUUCCACUAUAAGCCCAACGAGCGGGAUGAGGUGCCCUAUUCGCAGUCGAGAUACUACUUCAUGAGCCACAUUAUGCUGGUGACCAAUCUGCCUAGUGCUUACUCGGCCUAUGAGAAACUGGCAUUUCCUUUUGAUCCCGCUCUGUGGCGGGCCAUCGCGCUGGUCCUAGCGCUGGGCUAUUUCGUAGUUUGGCUAUUGAACCGAUUUGCGAAGAAGAUGCCGCAGCAUCCGUAUUACCAGCUGCUGCUGCUGACCAUAGGCGGAAAUCUGUUGUCCCGGCAACUGCCGCAGCGCGUAUCGCUGCGCCUGCUGCUGGUCACGUGGCUGCUGUGCACCCUGGUCAUACGCAGCGCCUACCAGUCGGGCAUGUACCAGAUGCUGCGCCAGGACAGGCAGCGCAAUCCGCCACAGACUAUAGCCGAGGUGCUGGCCCAGAGGUAUACGGUUCAGCUGGCGCCUGGCAAUGCGCAGCGCUGGAUGGAAAGUCUGCCGGAGCUGAAGGAUCGGGAGCCGCCGCAGGAGCUGGAGACCAGCGAGCUGCAGUCCUUUGCCGGCCUGGCUGCGCUUAGCGGCAGCGAUAAGCGUGUGGCGAUCAUAACGCCAUACGAAUACUUCGGCUACUUUCGCAAGGUGCACGCGAUGAGUCGCCGACUGCAUCUGGUCAGGGAGCGCAUCUUCACCCAGCAGCUGGCGUUCAAUGUGCGCCGGCACUCGCAUCUGGUUGGUGUGCUCAACAAGCAGAUUAUGCAGGCCCAUUCGCAUGGCUUCCUCGAGCACUGGACGCGCCAAUAUGUUAGCGCUGUGGAUGAAUCCGAGCAGAGCAUCGCCCGGAUCCCUGCGGUGCCCUACGAGACGCUCAAUGGCUAUCAGCCGGAGGGCGAAAUCGAGCAGCGCGAGGAUGAGGCAGUGCAGGCCAAACUAUUGGUAUUAUCCUUCAAGGAGCUGGCCGCCCUCUUCUGGCUAACGCUGUGGGCCCUACUCGGCUCUGUGCUCGUCUUUGGCCUCGAACUGUUGCUGCAUAAAUAAUGCUCGAAAUUUAUUUUGUGCUAAAACGUUUUAAUUAAAUUACUUCAUAAUCCAGCAGUGCACAUGCCGAGGAAACGACUCUGGGAUACCCUGUCUGCCGUGCCAUGGUCUUUG
Molecule: messenger RNA, 2117 nt
Organism: Drosophila arizonae
Lineage: Eukaryota; Metazoa; Arthropoda; Insecta; Diptera; Drosophilidae
Gene: Ir7b
Product: Ionotropic receptor 7b
Source: RefSeq, a predicted model, not a curated record